Clarias gariepinus (North African catfish) is the source of this 2406-nucleotide messenger RNA. Its product is annotated as neurexophilin-2. NCBI's taxonomy places the organism in Eukaryota, Metazoa, Chordata, Actinopteri, Siluriformes, Clariidae. Gene Ontology annotation, molecular function: signaling receptor binding. The transcript is spliced from 2 exons. The record is from RefSeq and is a predicted model, not a curated record. The coding region runs from base 302 to 1177 and encodes 291 amino acids.
UCACCUCUAAGUUGCCGCCUCUCACGCGCAAACUUUUCCCCUUGUCAUUACAAGUAUGGAUGUGCUUCAUGCUUGUUCUCAGGACUUCAAACGCUGAGCCGCCCUGGUUCUUUCACUCUACGUCCCACGUCCUGGCUCACAAAAAACAACAUCCCAGUCUCUUUCCUAUAUCCUUCGUGUAGCUAAUUGUUUGUUUUUUUUCCCCCUCUUCGCUCGGUGCGGCUGGGUGCGCGCGCGUGCGUUGAGAGUGUCCGGUCCGGUGUAUGUUCACUCCACGGGACUAAGCGCUGAGGAAGGUGCGAUGAGGCUGCUCGCUUGGAGUUUGCUAAUCCUGAACCAGUGGAUUCUGCGAAAGGUUCAUGGCCUGGAAAAGCAGGUUGGGAAAUCUUUGGAUUACCUGGAGCUAGGCGCAGCAGGGUCUGUCCUGAAGCCCGUUCCUUAUGGUGGAGCUGGAGGAGGAGGCAUUGGGGCAGGUGGAGGAGUUAAACCCCCAUUCCAGACCUCCAGGAUAUUCUCCUCUAUGGACCACACACCUAUGAAACCCAAACCACCUACCUUCGGCUUACCAAACCCAUACGAUUGGGCCAGGAACCAGUCACAGUUCCUGGAUCAGACAGGCUAUCACUCGAAGCGCAAACCUCCCCUCAAAACCGCCAUGAAGACCAAGAAGAUCUUCGGCUGGGGCGACUUCUACUUCACCGUCAAAACAGUGAAGUUCAACCUGCUGGUGACAGGCAAGAUCGUGGACCACGUCAAUGGCACAUUCACCGUCUACUUCCGCCACAACUCGUCAAGCCUCGGCAACGUGACUGUCAGCAUCGUCCCACCUUCGAAGAUAGUGGAGUUUGAGGUAGUCCAGCAGCAAAGCACUCUACAUCAACCAGAGAUUCAGUUUCACCAGCCUCACCAGUCAACCAUCGAUCCCAAAGACAUCAAGACCUUUAACUGUCGUGUCGAGUAUAAGAAGACCAACCGUUCCAAGAAGCCCAAACCGUGUCUGUAUGAUCCGUCUCAGACCUGUUUCACUGAACACACCCAAUCCAAUGCUGCCUGGCUUUGUGCCAAGCCCUUCAAAGUUAUCUGCAUCUUCAUCUCCUUUUUCAGCAUCGACUACAAGCUUGUGCAGAAGGUCUGUCCAGACUACAAUUUUCAGAGUGAACAACCGUACUUUGGAUGAAGAGCGCCAAAGUAAAUGGUGUAGAGGAUGACCGACAUAUGGGAUGUUGUUAUGUGUUGUGUGUCUCUUCUACUUUCUUAAGGUUAUAUGGAUCCCAUAAAAAAUGGUCAAUAUGGUGGACAGUGAGUUUUUACAGGUGCUGAGGAGAAGUUAUUGUUCCAAGUUUAAUUUGUAUAUAUUGUGAAAAAAGCCAACUCAGUUAAGCUGAAUAAAACAAAAAAUUAUUUAUUGUUUUUGUUGAAUUUUGUCUGUUUGACUGUUAGAAAUUUGGAAGAAUGAAAGAUUCAAAGUGAUUUUUUUUUUUGUAUUGUUCCUUUAUAUGACCCAGAGCUUACAGAAAUGUCAUUAGGAUGAUGUUAUAAAUGGAAGGAUCAUAGCACUGAUUGUAACAGAUUCAGAAACUAGCGCUGCACACAGUGCUGUUACAUUGUGCACCCAGGAUUAAAACAGCUUAUAAUCACACCUGGAGAGAGUGUGUUUUACUCUGUCAAACUUACAGUGUAAGCAAGACACAACAUGGACAUAGAUACUCUUCAUCAGCAAGUUAUUCCGUUGUCAUUUAGACAUCAGGCACAUAUGCAGCAUAUGCACCCAAAAAUCCCUAUAUACAUAUAUGCCCAAAAUGUUGUUUAAUUUCAGAUUAUAGUCUAUUAAUGAAAAGUGGGCAUUUUUUCUUCCCAAUAUUUUAGUAAUAUAAUACUGCAUAAUAUUAUGAUAAUACUAAUCUUGUUUUGGAUCCUCCUGUUAUCUAAAUAGAAGAACAUGAGUUCUGGAAGUUGUUUAAAUGCCUUGUGCAUUAUGAUUAAAGCUGCUAUUCAAAAUCUCUGAAAAUGUAUAUGCAUUAGUACAGACUAUGUGCCCUUAUCCACCCUAUAGAUAAGCAGUGGAUGAGUGAAAAGUUACAUAUGUAAAGAAAGAGAUCACCAUUAACAUGAUGUGUCUAGUGGAAGAACCAAUUAAAUAUAUUAUUUUUCUAUACUCUGGCUUAAUUUUUACCCGGUGGGUGUUACAAAGUCACAGACACAUGGAAAUUAUAUAGUCACAUCUUAUCUUACUCAUUUUAUUUUACUCUGUUUGGUUUGCACAGUAAAGUACCAAAAGAUAUUAACAUUUUAAUUUCUGGACAACCGAUUAGUCUGUGAAAAAAGGGGGUUAAAAAAAAACUGAAAUCGCAGGUCUGUGAAUAAAGUAUUGCUUGAUGAUGUGUAUAUUUGACAUUGAAAAAAAAA